GAAGUGAACGUUUCGCACGGAAGGGGCGGAGCCUGGGCCGGCGGGCAGCGGCUCGGCGGCGGCGAGGAGAGGCGCCGGGCGCUCCCGCUCCUACUUUAUUAUUAUUAUAUUUAUAUUUAUUUUUGUCCCCGGUAGAACGAUAAGCGCUGCUCGUGAACCGCAGGACGCGGGGCGGGGGUGGCGGAUCCGCGGCGCUCCCCCCCCCGCUGUCUCUCCCCUCACCCCCCCCCCCCCCCAGCCGCGAUUUAAAUCCCCCAGCCGGAGCAGCGCGCACGGUGACGGGAUCCUCAGCCGGGAGCCGAGCCGAGCCGAGCCGUGCCAGAAGAGGAGCGGCAGCAGGGGCGGGUGGUGCCGGGCCAUGAGCUGGAGCGCCCGGAGCGGCGUGGCGCUGGGCUGCCGGGCGCGGCCCAUCGUGGACAUGUCGUACAGCCGCCACUUUCUGGAUUUCCAGGGCUCGGCCAUCCCCAGCGCCAUGAAGAAGCUGGUGGUGACUCGGCUGAGCCCAAACUUCAGGGAAGCGGUCGCCCUGCGGCACGGCGUGCCCGUGCCGCUCCCCGGGGACGGCGACCUCCUCGUCAGGAACAGAUUUGUCGGCAUUAAUGCAUCUGACAUAAACUACUCAGCCGGUCGAUAUGACGCAUCGGUUAAGCCCCCAUUUGACAUAGGCUUUGAAGGUGUUGGUGAUGUGGUAGCGUUAGGACUCAGUGCUAGUGCCGAUUACACGGUGGGCCAAGCCGUGGCCUACGUUAAAGCAGGUUCCUUUGCUGAAUACACAGUCGUGCCUGCCAAGCAAGCAGUGCCUCUGCCCUCUGUGAAACCUGAGUUUCUGACUUUAAUGGUAAGUGGUGCUACUGCAUACAUCAGCCUGAAGGAACUGGGAGAGCUGUCUGAAGGCCAGAAGGUCCUGGUGACAGCAGCGGCUGGAGGAACGGGCCAGUUCGCUGUGCAGCUCGCGAAGAAGGCAAAGUGCCACGUAAUUGGAACCUGCUCCAGCGAUGAAAAGGGUGGCUUUCUGAAAUCCAUUGGCUGUGACCGUGCAAUCAACUAUAAAACUGAAAGCAUUGAGUCUGUUCUUAGGAAGGACUACCCAGAAGGUGUGGAUGUAGUGUACGAGUCUGUUGGUGGGAAGAUGUUUGACUUGGCUGUUAACUCCUUGGCUACCAAAGGGCGCCUGAUAGUUAUUGGGUUUAUCACUGGCUACCAGAACCCUACUGGCCUCUCGCCUAUUAAAGCAGAGGUUUUGCCAGCAAAACUGCUGAAGAAGUCUGCCAGCAUCCGGGGUUUCUUCUUGAACCAUUACUUUUCCGAAUAUAAAAUGGCCCUGAAGCACUUGCUCAAGAUGUAUGAAAAAGGAGAACUGGUCUGUGAGGUAGACCUUGGAGACAUGUCUCCAGAGGGCAAGUUCACUGGCUUGGAGUCUGUAUUUCGUGCUGUAGAUUACAUGUACAUGGGAAAAAACAUUGGAAAAAUUGUAGUUGAAUUACCUCACUCUGUCAACAGUAAGCUGUAAAAACAGAACAAUGAUAUAAAUCAGAAGGGAGAAAAUGGGCACUUUAUGCCUCAGAAUUACUAGAACAAUUUCUUUCUUUUUUUUUUUAACUUAGUAAUGGAUAUUAAAUUAAAAAACAGCAUUAAGGUGUUAAUAAAGAGUUUUGUGGGCUUUUUCCUUCUUUUCUUGAAAGUGCCUUAAUCUGUGGCUGAAGCACGGACUUAACGGGCCUGUGUUUGAUUCCGUCACUUAGGCUAGCAUGAGACAGGAACAUUGUUCUUGACAGAAUAAGUUUUGAUGCAGAGGCAGAUUUAGUCUGUCAGACUAGUUUGAUAAGAUUUUAUAUAUAGUUCAGUUCAGAUUUUUUUUUCUUUCAGCAGAUUUGAUUCCCUGAUUUAAAAAUAAAGUAGUUAGAACAAGACUAAGUAGAAAGAGUCGUAUCAUGUGGCUGCUUUAUUAAAUACUCUCUUCAACUUUAUGGAAAAAAAUAUAUUCUUGAUUUUUUUUUGGUAACAAACACAAUAAUCAUAAUUUUGCAUCGUGGAUUAUAGUAAUAUUUCUUGACCAGUUACACAGGGAAAAUUUACCUUCCAAAUCUAACAUGGCAGUAAUAAUAAGAAAACCAACUUUUUUUUUUAAUCAUGUCAUUCAUAACUGUAAACAACUGUGACAUUUUAUUUUAAAUCUUUCACUACAAGCUGUGACUUUAUCUUAUUUUCUUGCACUUUAACCUGCUACUGUUAGUGUUUACCAUCGCACCGUCUCCGUUUAAUCAGUGUUACAAGACUGUUGGAGUGGGGUUUUGAGCCAUAUUCAUAUGUGUUCAGGCCCUGUAUAUUUUUUGAAGAUUUAAUAAAAUCAAAAAAGCUU
This is a messenger RNA of Cygnus olor (mute swan), 2359 nucleotides long. It is a transcript of the gene PTGR3, whose product is annotated as zinc binding alcohol dehydrogenase domain containing 2. Bases 359 to 1510 code for a protein of 383 amino acids. Gene Ontology annotation, molecular function: oxidoreductase activity; zinc ion binding. Gene Ontology annotation, cellular component: mitochondrion. NCBI's taxonomy places the organism in Eukaryota, Metazoa, Chordata, Aves, Anseriformes, Anatidae. The record is from RefSeq and is a predicted model, not a curated record. The transcript is spliced from 2 exons.